Molecule: messenger RNA, 408 nt
Organism: Melampsora larici-populina 98AG31
Lineage: Eukaryota; Fungi; Basidiomycota; Pucciniomycetes; Pucciniales; Melampsoraceae
Exons: 1
Coding region: 1-408 (135 amino acids)
Source: RefSeq, a predicted model, not a curated record
AUGUUAAGUAAUCCUUGUAGACAUGCUGUUACACCUACAACAGAUAAAACUCCACUUAGACAAUCACAGUCUAUCACCCCUGGCCCUUCAUUGAGCACAGCUAAAACAUCAAGAACAGUAAUCCUUGACACAAAUACUGUAGCCGCAGAACAACCUGAAACAUCAGGAAAUGUGCACACCUACUUUGAAAAAGGUAAAUGGAAAGCAAAUCCUGUAAACUCAAAUGUGCAGAACAACAACACAUCCAUCUCCAACUCAGAAUUGGCAGACAUCAUUCAACGUAAAAGGUGUAAUGGUGAAAUGCUCACAAGACAAGAGUUAUUUGCAAAACUCACAUCUGAUCGCAAUACUAUGGUUAAAAAAGUACAGCCCGCACAAACUUUGACUAUAAGCAGGAACCGUCGGUGA